CUGAAAGGAAGUAAAGAAAACUUGUUACAAAACUGCUAUAAUGGCGGUACUACAAGCGAUAUUCUUGGGCCAGAAACUGACGAUCCUGGUGAUGGUUUGGGCCCAUUACCACCAAAGUGGGAGACAGCUUAUACUGAACGUGGUGAAUUAUAUUUCAUCGAUCACAACACUGGCACCUCACAUUGGCUCGAUCCGCGACUGUCUAAAUUCCAGAAGAAGUCGCUUGAAGACUGUGGGGACCAUGAACUGCCUUACGGUUGGGAAAAAAUCGAAGAUUCUCUCUAUGGCACUUAUUAUAUAGAUCAUGUCAAUCGACGCACUCAAUAUGAAAAUCCCGUAUUGGAAGCUAAACGGCGAGCAGCUGAGCAGAAACAAAAACAGCAAAAUCAACCGCCACCGCCAGCGCACACCCAUUCACAAAACCAGCAAGUAGCCAGCAAAUUACAGCAGUCGCCGCCACCUAACCAGCAGUUGCAACAACGAUCGCAAACACCUUCAACUCAAUUGCCGUCUUCAAACUUAAAUGGUAGCAAUGCGAUUGGUGGUAAUGAUGUCGAUCGGGUCACUACGGUGGGUAUCAGUAUGGUAGAUGUAGCGCAACGUGGCAUGCAACCACCUCCACCCAAUGCGAGUUUACCAACGCCACCAACGGCAAUGUUGCCAUACAAGUUCACGCGAAAUCCCAGCGAGAUGCAGGGCGAACGUAUCACAGCGUCGCUGAUAAAGUCAGCGCGUGGCCUGGGCAUUACUAUAGUGGGCGGUGAUGACGGUGCCGAGGAGUUCCUGCAAAUCAAAUCAAUUGUACCACACGGACCGGCGUGGCUGGACGGCCAGUUGCAAACCGGCGACGUGCUGGUAUAUGUGAAUGAUACUUGUGUGCUCGGAUUUACUCACCACGAAAUGGUCAACAUUUUCCAAUCCAUUUUGCCGGGAGAAACCGUUACUUUAGAAGUAUGUCGCGGCUAUCCUUUGCCAUUCGAUCCCAAUGACCCGAACACAGAAGUGGUCACGACUAUAGCUGUGGACGGCAUGAGUGUUGCAGCGACAGACAAACAGCGACGGAUGUUGCUGGAUCUGCACAUGGAUGGAAAUUACAAUUUUCUUGAUAAUAGUGGUGGAGGGGAGGGCGCUUCAAAAGCCCAUUCGUACAAUCACAUACGUAGUCAGCACUCACCUGCCUCUGGCGGCUUGAAUGAUGGCUUCAUAUUAAUGAAAAAGCCAGAGCCCCAAGUGCAUACGUUUGCCAUUGUAAAGGGAUCCAUGGGGUUCGGCUUUACCAUUGCCGACUCCGCUUACGGACAGAAGGUGAAGAAGAUCCUUGACUACAAUUCUUGCACUCAACUGCAAGAAGGCGAUGUUCUAUUCGAGAUCAACGGCGUCGAUGUGCGCCAACAGAGUCAUCUCGAAGUUGUGCAAAUACUGAAGGAUUGCUCGAAAACCGAACCUACCAAUGUCAAAAUUCAACGUGGCGGUCCAUCCAACAACAGUGCCAGUGCGUCGCCAUCCGGCGCCAUAUAUAGUACCGUUACAAGUAACCCACCACCUACCAGCACCUCAAAUAGUAACCAAGGGAAUGUCGCAAAACUACGUAAAAACUUCACUUCGGCACUAUUUCGCAGCAAGACACCGACCGCAGAUCUCUACAGCACUCAGCAAAAGGAGAUUCUACCGGUACGCCCUAAAACGCCAUUGGUAGAUACGCGGCGCACACGAGCGCAGACACCUAAUGAUGAGAUCCAACAUGGUAAAGAUAUCAACGAUGGCACUUCUUUGGGAAAAGACGAUGGUAGAUUGUCUACAAGUAAAACCCAAUUGGAGUCGGGUACACUCAAAUCAACAAGUAGUCUUCAAGAGAUCGAAGCAAUCAGUCAAGAGAUACCGUUUUUGGAUCCGUACCCGAAAUUAGUCACCAGUCUUAGUGAGAGAUUGGCUGGAGCAUCGCUUCUCUCAGAAAUUACCGGAAAUACUGGCUCUAAUGGUGUUAGUGCAGGCUACCACCACUCCGGGGGACUCUCACUGCCGCCCAGUGUUGUUGACUCAAUGCGUUACGAUCACCAAGAGUACGUAACAGCUGGCGUGCGUGGUGGCAAUGUGAUCUACGGCAUUUCACCACAUCCUUCCAGUAUGAAUAAUUUCUAUGCGACGCAACAGUUGCCCACACCUCCUCAUCUGAAUAUAUCUGCUAGCAGCUAUUCGCCAUCCACAUCGCUCAGUCUGACAACAACUUCUGCCACACAGCAUCAUCAUCCACUCCAAUUGCCGCCACCACCACCGCCUCAUCCACACCCCCACAUAUCACAGUACUCGCCCGUACCGUUGCAUGCUACAACACCUCUGCAGGCGGCACACAUACAAAAUGAACGUAUGCAGAAGCGUGUAAAUGAGCUUUUAAGCGAUCGUCGUCGUGUUGGCUUUUCCGCGCUCGAUGUACUGCAAGCGCAAAAGCAUCCGCCUGCGAUGUAUGGUCAUCACCAACUGCUGCAACAGCCUCCAAUGAACCAGCAACAUUCUCCUGCUGUUAGCAGCGUUUCGCAACAAGCACCGCUCUCCUGGCUGGGAGCUGGAGUUUACCCUAACACAUCACAAGCAUCUCCUGGUGGUAAUUUGCCGUACAUGCAACGUAACGGUGGUGCGCUGGAUACUCGGGAUGAGUUGUCUACGGAUCAGUAUGAGCUAAGCGAGGUUACACUGGAGCGGCAGGCCCUAGGCUUUGGGUUCCGCAUUGUCGGCGGCACAGAAGAGGGCUCACAAGUGACAGUGGGUCACGUUGUGCCAGGCGGAGCUGCGGAUAAUGAUCACCGUAUUAAUACUGGCGAUGAGAUACUCAGCAUAGAUGGAAUCAAUGUGGUAAAUUCGUCGCAUCACAAAGUGGUUUCACUGAUGGGCGAGGCGGCACUGCGCGGUCAAGUAACGAUGAUAUUACGUCGUCGAUUAAUAUUAUCACAGCAGCCGCACCUGAUGCAUACACAACAGCACCAACAACAACAACAGUUGCCCUUGCCCUUGGCGCCGCCGACGGCGUUAGCUGUGCCUUUACGAAGCGCGUUUCGCUACCCAUAUGACGUAAUAGUUGGCCGACAUGAGUCCGAAGGCUUCGGUUUUGUAAUAAUUUCAUCUUCGAAUCAGUUUUAUGGUUCCACAAUCGGCAAAUUGAUACCUGGCAGUCCUGCCGAUCGCUGUGGUGAAUUAAAAGUAGGUGAUCGUAUUAUCGCUGUGAACCGCAUUGAUAUUGCCGGCAUGUCACAUGGUGAUGUGGUCAAUCUCAUAAAGGAAUCCGGUCUCCAUGUACGUCUUACAAUCGGUUGCCCGAAAGACACAUUGCAGACACCAACAACUACUGGCGGCACAUCGACAUCAGCUCUACUCACCAACUCUGCACAAGUGUCACCAGGUCAGCUAUCUCAAACACAACUCUUGUAUACACCUUUAGCAACACAACAACAUAAACCACGCACAUCGCCAAACUUUUUGCCCAGCAACGAUGGCAGUGGUCCUUCCUACUUUGUUGAAAACCCUAGAACAAGUGCGGCAGCUAUCUUACCGCAACAAUCUCCACAACUACAACAGCAACAACAUCAUCAACAGCAGCAACAGCAGUUAGCACAACAUUUAUGACUUUGAGACUUUCAAAUAAGACUCUAUAAAAGCUUCCUUUAACGUAGGAACGCUGUUUAUGCACACAUAAAAAAUACGAAUGACAUUUCUUAGGUGAAUCGGAUUUAUUAACCGACUACAAAAAGGAAGAUUUUAUCAAUUCCUCGGAAUAUUUAUGUUUUUGUAUGUAUGUUGCCUGAUAACUUUGGGCCACGUGAACCGUCUUUGGUUCAAUUCCAUACACCGGAUCAUGAAAAAAUUAACUGUACCCUUAAAUUUCUAUAUGAACAUUGAAGCUGUUUUUUUUUUUGGCUUAAAAGUUACUUGUUUAUGAUAAACAUUUGUAUGCAGGCAAGGCACUUGAAACAGGUAAUAACUGUACUCCUAAAUUUUUAUAUGAUGCUUAAAAAUUACAUAUACUUACUUAUAUAUACAUGUACGCGAAUCAGAGUCCUAUGGAAAAAUGAUGUAAAUUUUUAUUGCGUUUCUAAUAUGAAAUAUCCCGGUUCACAGUGCGGCCAAAAUUCGAAACUUUGAAGAAAUGAUUCGAAAUUUCGUACAAGGGGGUUUUCGGGGUCACUUCCCAAUAAUCAUUAAGGUGAACGUUCGAAAAUGGCCUUCGAUAUCCAAUAUGCAUAUCGAACUUAGAACGAAAACCAACUUCAGUUUUCCAAUACACUCGAGAUGGGUUCGAAAAAAUGGAAACCAUGGUAACAAGGGAGAAAGUGAAAUCCAGCUAAUUCUCGAAGGGAAAUAUAACACAAUCACUCUCUCUCAUUAAAAUUUCAAUCCGAGAAUGGGCUGGACUUCGGAUCCAUAACUUGAGACUCGAAAAAAUAUUCCUUUUCCAAUCAUUUUCGAAUUGCUGACCAAACCCAAUGUUUAUGGGGUUAUUACAAAUCCGCUGUCAGAAUUGCGAAAUUCCAAAUGGCGGAUCCAGUAUGGCGUCUGGUAAAUUUCAAGCUUUUUAAUUAGAUUUCUUAGAACGAUUUGAGUAUAAAGUUUUAUAACCCACAAAAUUUUAGUGUCACAAAGUGCCAGGUUGAAGUAGCUAGGUAUUUCCGUUAAUUUUUGUGUUUUUUUUUUUUUUGUUGACGGUGCCAUUCAUUUUCUUCCAUACGAAAUAUGUUC
This is a messenger RNA of Rhagoletis pomonella (apple maggot), 4725 nucleotides long. RefSeq names its product membrane-associated guanylate kinase, WW and PDZ domain-containing protein 1-like. Gene Ontology annotation, biological process: hippo signaling. The transcript has 7 exons. Gene Ontology annotation, cellular component: cytoplasm. NCBI's taxonomy places the organism in Eukaryota, Metazoa, Arthropoda, Insecta, Diptera, Tephritidae. The record is from RefSeq and is a predicted model, not a curated record. The annotation marks the transcript as partial. Gene Ontology annotation, molecular function: protein binding.